This is a messenger RNA of Lactuca saligna, 783 nucleotides long. The record is from the annotation of a GenBank genome assembly. NCBI's taxonomy places the organism in Eukaryota, Viridiplantae, Streptophyta, Magnoliopsida, Asterales, Asteraceae.
AUGGCGGCAUCACUGUUCACCUUCUCCUCCACUUCAAGAAGAGUCGUCCCAGCUCCAAACUCUCCUCCUCUUCCCAUAUACAUCAAAGCCACCAACGUAGUUUUCAACCCUGAUAUUCCAGAUGUUCAUCGAGGUCUUGGACUUGAUGAUUUUGUUAAUUUCUUAGUCUCCUGCCGACUCCGAUACGCAAUCAGUGACGUUCCAUCAGAGUUCUUUCCCGAACAAGUCUGUGAGUUCUACUACACUGCAACAAUUAAUGAUGAAAACAACGUCAUCUCCGGGACUAUUGGCCGUGGAAGACACUCAGUCUUUAUUACCGCUGACCUCCUCAGUGCUGCGCUCAGGUUACCAAUCUUUGAACCCUUCUCUGAGCUUCCACCUAUUGAACGUUGUCGACGUCUCUUUGAUCAACUGGGAUAUGAUCACUCAAAGGCUGGUACUCGAUCAGCUCUCAUUCUGCAUCAAUGUAUGACUCCAGGAUGGAAGUUCUUCACCGGUGCUCUGUGCAAAUGUGUGGGUCACAAAUCUCGCAGUGGUGAUCAACUGAGCACUUAUGAGCAACAAGUCGUCUGUUCCCUUCUUCUCAACAAACGACUUGAUUAUGGGGCUUUCUUCUUUGAUCAGCUUGUUCAACUUCUUCGUGCAAAUGUACGCGCUGAUCAUGUCCCCUUUCCACGCUGGAUUGCUCUUGUGCUAGAUAAAUUUUUCGCUGAAGCUUACUACUCACACUCUGGAAACCCCAUCCAAUGCCCACGCAUGUCAGGUGCGAAUGUAUCAGGAUGA